Macrosteles quadrilineatus (aster leafhopper) is the source of this 1557-nucleotide messenger RNA. RefSeq names its product translocator protein-like. The coding region runs from base 146 to 646 and encodes 166 amino acids. The transcript is spliced from 5 exons. The record is from RefSeq and is a predicted model, not a curated record. Gene Ontology annotation, cellular component: mitochondrial outer membrane. Lineage: Eukaryota; Metazoa; Arthropoda; Insecta; Hemiptera; Cicadellidae.
AAUUCCUUGCGGGAGCCGGGAGUUGCUAAUUUUUUUUAUUUUGGGACUUAGUUACGCAACUCUUCAUUCACUUACAUGGCAAUUGCAAUACCUCGAGAACUGAUUAAUUCUUUUUAGAUCUAGCUGUUAUACAACUUUCGGCAUAAUGUCCUCAUCACCAAUCUCAUGGCCUGCAGUUGGAGCGGUGGCUCUGCCCCUCGUUGGAGGACAUCUCAGUGGGUACCUUGGCAGAGAGAACUAUGGAGCGUGGUAUGACUCUCUGAAAAAGCCUGACUGGAAGCCCCCAAGGCUAGCCUUCCCUAUCGUCUGGACAUCUCUCUACGCUGGAAUGGGAUACGCUUCUUACUUGGUCUGGAAAGAAGGCGGUGGAUUUAGUGGAUCAAACCAGUUGACACUAGCAGCUUAUGGUACGCAGCUGGCUUUGAACUUCGCCUGGUCACCAAUAUUUUUUGGUCAGAAAUCCAUCAAAGGGGGUCUGAUUGACAUCACACUGCUGGACAUUGCUGCUGUAGGAACAACCAUCCUCUUCUACAAGGUCCACCCCACUGCCGGCUACAUCAUGCUACCUUACCUCGCUUGGCUGGGUCUCGCCACCGCCCUCAACCUGAGGAUUUACAAGGACAACCCAGAGGUCAAGGACAAGUAGAUCCUUAAAUCCUGGGAUCCUUCCGCACACAGUAUACAGUAGGAAUAUUUUUGUACUCGACAUAUGUGUCACUGCAGCUAGCAUCAAAGAUGUAUUUUUAUAACCUUUUCUUAGUUUUUACCUGGUUUUACAAUAAACAACGGUAUGCAAUCAAAAUAUCAAUGUCACUUAAAUGCUAGAUCUACCUCAUCGAUAAUGGUUUUUUGUUUAACUUUACAUUUAAUAUUUAAUCGGAACUUUUUAUUUUACUUGGAAAGACUUGUGUACGCAUUUCAAGCUUAAUAUGCAUGAAAGGUGAGUGUGGAAUAGAGUAAGAUGAUCGUACCGCUUUGUUGCUGGUGUAGAUCAGUUGUUUCGUUUAUAAUUAAUGGUCCUGACUAAUAAAACAGCUGGUCUAAUUAUUAAAAGCCCUAUGAUUAAGGACAAGCUUCUGUCAUAAACUAUGGUAUUUUGUACUUCCUCCUCUUAUUUUUAAUUUUUGUGGAGUUAUAGUUUGUGAAAACCUUGUUUCCGUUUCUAUAAUAUAGCUGUUAAAUGUUGAUUGCAUUUAAAAAACAUUUUGUUCUUGUUAGUAAAAUCCAGUAUGAGUAAUUUUGAUUCAAAUUUCUUGUUUUAUUCCAUUUUAAGGAUGUUUUAAGUGUUUAAAUUAGUUAGGCUUGUGGUUGUCUUACUUGGUGGCAGAAUCAAAUGUUAUAUCCUAUUGUAUGUAUUCGUUUAGACUGUAAUGUUGUGAGGUUAUGUAAUGUUAAUGUCUGAAAAUUAUAUAACACAUGAUACUCUCACAGAUGUUUUCUGUUGAAGGUGCUUCAGUUAUGUGUAGUCAUUGUUAGUGAAACUGUGCCUUCUGCGUUUGAAGUGCACAUAUGUACUGGCCAUUUCAGUGUUAAUAAAGUUUAUAAUUAUUAGGAUAA